AUGCUGCCCCUUCUGCGCAGCAGAUUGGCGUUGGCGCCCAACAGCCGCUUUUCUCACCAUUUGGCAUCAAGAGGAAGCGUUGUGGACUCUUUCCGUUCCUCAACUUGGACCUCCCGGCACCUCAGCUGCAACCACGAGAAGGCUUUUGUAUCCAUCGCCCGCCAGGCUGAUCGUCCUAACCAACCUCUCCAUGCAUCGUCACGGUCCCUUCGCGUGCUUCCAAAGCCGAAGCAGCUUGCAAACAUCCGCAACUUCACCUCGACCUCCGGCAGAGCAGGCCAAUCACACUCGUACUCGGACUCGCGGAUCGGACGGAUUACUUCGAUAGCCAUCGCUGGUCUGGGAACUGCGCUCGUUCUAGACUACUAUCUUGCGCAGAGUCCACUGCAGGCUGAGCCUGAGACCCAGCCCAAACCGCAAACCCAGACGCAACCACAGCAUGGUGACUUCGCGCCUCCCGUACCAGAAGAAGAUGAUGAAGACCUCCAUCGACGUAAUAUCAUAGUUCGAGCUUUCAUCAAGGUCGGCAAUGUCAUCCAUGCCUUGAUCAUCGAGCCCAUCGGCACAACACGCCGUUUCCUCUACCUCUGCAUCCUCUUCCUCCCCGUCAUCUUCACCGCUCCGAUGCUGCUCAUCGGCAGCAGGAGAGAAAAGGGCAGAAUGCGAGGCCGAAAGGUGCGCAAGGACGAAGAGGGCGAUCGUUGGGGCGCCAUCUGGUGGUACUCGUUUUUGGUCAAGCAGAUGGAACGCGCCGGUCCCACCUUCAUCAAACUCGCUCAAUGGGCAGGAAGCCGUCAGGAUCUCUUCCCCGACGAGCUCUGCCAGCGUCUCGGUCGACUCCACUCCAACGGCAAACCCCACUCGUUCCGCUACACCAAGCGCGUCAUCGAGCGAAUCUUCCAGCGCAAAUUCGACGAGAUCUUUGAGCACUUUGGUCACGAGCCCAUGGGGAUCGGAGCGGUCGCGCAGGUGUACAAAGCGACGCUCAAACAUGAUCUGCUGCCACCUGGAUACAAGCGAGCCAAGAAGGAGGCCACCAAAGGCGAAGCCCAGCAGAAGCUCUCCAAGACGCUCGCGCUGUCGUACGAAGAAGACGUCGCGCCUCCUCAGAUCCCCACCAACAGCGUCGCCAUCAAAAUCCUGCAUCCUCGCGUCGAGAAGACCAUCGCACGAGACAUCAAGAUCAUGCGCUUCUUUGCCAAACUCAUCAACCUCAUUCCCGGUGCCGAAUGGCUCUCGUUCCCCGAGGAAGUCGACGUGUUCUCUGAAAUGAUGUUCUCGCAGCUCGACCUGCGCAACGAAGCGAACAACCUCAGCCGGUUCGAGGAGAAUUUCGCCCGUCGUCGAUCGGCCAUCUCCUUCCCACGCCCUCUCACGCAGUUCAGCACCAAGCAAGUCCUCAUCGAGGAGUACGAAGAUGCUCUGCCCCUCAAACACUUCCUGCAGAUGGGUGGGGCCAAAUUCGACCACCGCAUCGCCAACCUGGGUCUGGAUGCCUUCCUCAACAUGCUGCUCAUCGACAACUUUACCCACGCCGACCUGCAUCCCGGAAACAUCAUGAUCAAGUUCUACAAGCCUUCCACCGAGUCUCUCCUCUCGGACCUGUUUGCGCGGAUCCUCAGCAAGUUCGACAGCGACUACGCACCGGGGCAUCGCAAAGCGCCUCUGACACCGGACGAGCAGGUGGACCAGAGCAUUGUCGACCGUCUUCGUCCCUUGCGCCACGACCAGGAUGCCUGGCUGGACGAGCUCGACCGGCUCGACGCGCAAGGCUACCAGCCCGAGAUUGUACUCCUCGACGCCGGUCUCACGGUCGAGCUGACCCCGCUGAACAGGCGCAACUUCCUCGACCUCUUCUCUGCAGUCGCGCAGUUCGACGGCGCCCUGGCGGGACAUCUCAUGGUCGAACGCUGUCGCUCACCCGAACUCGUCGUCGACCAGGAGCAGUUCGCCAUGAAGAUGCAGGACCUCGUACUCAGCGUCAAGUCCAAAACGUUCAGCUUGGCCAAGAUCAAGAUCUCGGACGUGCUGAACAAGGUGCUCAUGGCGGUGCGGGAUCACCAUGUCAAGAUGGAGGCCGAUUUCGUCAACACGGUCAUCUCGAUCCUGUUGCUGGAAGGAAUUGGGAGACAGCUCGAUCCGGACAUGGAUUUGUUCAAGUCGGCGCUGCCGAUCUUGAGGCAUCUGGGUAGGGAGCUGCAGCACCAGGAGGGUGGGGGCAUGCACGUGCCCAAGAAGGAGGAGAUCAAGAGGGCGUUGCCGAUGUUGAAGGUGUGGUUGUACAUGGAGAUGCGCGGACUGGCGAGCGCGUUCACCGAUGCCAAGGUGAGCACCGUCGAUGCGUUUAUGCGGUACGGAUGGCAUUCCGAGUGA
Messenger RNA from Kalmanozyma brasiliensis GHG001, 2373 nucleotides. RefSeq names its product UbiB domain protein. The transcript has a single exon. The coding region runs from base 1 to 2373 and encodes 790 amino acids. Gene Ontology annotation, cellular component: mitochondrion. NCBI's taxonomy places the organism in Eukaryota, Fungi, Basidiomycota, Ustilaginomycetes, Ustilaginales. The record is from RefSeq and is a predicted model, not a curated record.